UCUCACUCUGACACAAAACACACCGUACAUCAAACCUCAGCCAGCCAAGCUUAAGUGCUCCCCUCUCUCUCUCUCUCACUCUCGAGCUCCGAGAGAAGGCUUUCUUUGCUUUGCAUUUUGAGAAGAGCGAGAGCGUGAGAGAGAGAGGGAGAAAGAAAAUAGUGACGUUACUCUCUAGAAGAAGAACGUUGUAAGUUUUACAGACCCUAGUUGAGUAAACCCACUAAGAGUAAAGUAGAAGAGAGGAAGAUUCUUUGGAUUCCUUUUUCCUUUUUUUUUUUUUUUUGAGUUGAACAAUGGCUUCAAGAUUCAAGCUUGUCUUUGCAGUUUCUUUGUUGCUUCUACUUUUAGAUUUCUGCAGGGGAAGCAUAGUUGGAGUUUGCUAUGGAAGGAACGCUGAUGAUCUCCCAACACCUGAUAAAGUAGCACAACUGGUUCAACUUCACAAGAUUAAGUAUCUCAGGAUUUACGAUUCUAAUAUCCAAGUGCUGAAGGCAUUUGCAAACACUGGAGUUGAACUUAUGGUUGGAGUUCCAAAUUCAGACUUGUUAGCAUUCUCCCAGUUCCAAUCAAAUGCAGAUUCCUGGCUAAAGAAUAGCAUCCUUCCAUACUACCCAGCCACAAAGAUCACAUACAUCACUGUUGGUCUUGAAGUCACAGAGAGCCCAGAUAAUGCCUCUGCCUUGGUUGUACCUGCUAUGCAAAAUAUCCUCACAGCAUUGAAAAAGGUUGGCCUGCACAAGAGGAUUAAAGUUUCAAGUACCCAUUCCCUAGGGGUUCUGUCCCGAUCAUUCCCACCUUCUGCUGGGGCUUUUAACAGCAGCCAUGCAUAUUUUUUGAAACCUAUGUUAGAAUUCCUGGCCGAAAACCAGUCACCUUUUAUGAUUGAUUUAUAUCCUUAUUAUGCUUAUAGGGAUUCUCCAAACAAUGUCUCUUUGGAUUAUGCUCUGUUUGAGUCAUCCUCUGAAGUCAUAGAUCCAAACACUGGUCUACUUUACACAAACAUGUUUGAUGCCCAGAUUGAUGCUCUUUAUUUUGCCCUGAUGGCUCUAAAUUUCAGAACAAUAAGGAUUAUGGUCACUGAAACUGGUUGGCCAUCCAAAGGUUCAUCCAAAGAGAAGGCUGCAACUCCUGACAAUGCCCAGACUUAUAACACCAAUCUAAUUCGUCAUGUUAUCAAUGACUCUGGUACUCCAGCCAAGCCUGGUGAAGAGCUGGAUGUGUAUAUUUUCUCAUUGUUUAAUGAGAACAGGAAGCCUGGAAUGGAAUCAGAGAGAAACUGGGGCUUGUUUUAUCCAGACCAGACAAGUGUCUAUAAUCUGGACUUUACUGGAAAAGGUGCUGUUGAUAUGACAAAUAGUGGGAAUGGUACCAAAUCAAAUGGAACAACCUGGUGCAUUGCUUCUAGCAAGGCUUCUGAAUCAGAUUUGCAGAAUGCCCUAGAUUGGGCUUGUGGUUCUGGAAAUGUGGAUUGCUCUGCCAUUCAGCCUAGCCAGCCAUGUUUUGAGCCAGAUAACCUAGUCUCUCAUGCCUCUUUUGCAUUCAACAGUUACUACCAGCAAAAUGGGGCUAGUGAUGUUGCAUGCAGUUUUGGAGGAAAUGGGGUCAAAGUUGACAAGGAUCCUAGCUAUGAUAAUUGCAUGUAUCUGACCACUAGAGGGAUCAACAAAACUGCAGCAAGUAACACGACUGCCAUGGCUAAUACGUCUUCCUCCACGCGGGCUGAAGUGUGCGCAUGGAUUGCUACUUUCUGUCUAAUGACUUUAAUCUCAUUUGUUUUGAACCUGGGCAACGUGGCAGUUGCAUCGAUUUGAAUAGAGUUGAGGAGUCUGAUAUGGAUAUGGAGGUGCCUCAAACGAGAUGAGGGAGAUUGAUUCAAGAAAUUUGAGGUGGGAAAGAACUUGCUGCUGCCUCUAGUUUUUAUGUGGUAUUGAUAGUGCUGAGUGCUGACAAGAUGCCGUAUAAUGAGAAUGUAUAUGCUGUCCAUCGCUGCUUGUGUUAAAUGUGGUGAGAUUGCAGUAUCCUGUGUUAGUUGCAAUUUUCAUGCUAGUUAAAGUUAAAAGGCUGAGGUUCUUGUCCCAAUUUUUUUUUACCCUUAAUACCACUACCUUGAUAGCGUGUUUGGUUCGGGAAUGGAAUAGCCAUUCCCAGUAUUGUGAAGCCCCUUCUAUUAACUUUGUUUCACAAGAAUAGUUAUUUCGAAGAAGGGUCAUUUUUAAAGAAA
Theobroma cacao (cacao) is the source of this 2224-nucleotide messenger RNA. RefSeq names its product O-Glycosyl hydrolases family 17 protein. Lineage: Eukaryota; Viridiplantae; Streptophyta; Magnoliopsida; Malvales; Malvaceae. Gene Ontology annotation, molecular function: hydrolase activity, hydrolyzing O-glycosyl compounds. The record is from RefSeq and is a predicted model, not a curated record. Gene Ontology annotation, biological process: carbohydrate metabolic process.